UGUAUUUUGUCACUUGGAAAAAAAGAAAUGAAUAUUUUAAAUCUCGAAAAGUUUUCAAGUAAAAUAGAUAAGAGAUAACGAUUAUGUUUGAUAAAAUAUAUUGAGUGAAAAAUAUCUAUUUUUAGACAGGGACUGUGGGUUUUAUAUUAUUUUGUGAUAUUUAGGAUUGCAUUGAUAAGCUUUGUCGUACUGUCAUCUGUCUUGUAAUUGAGGUUGGAAUAUUGAAGAAUAUUUACAAUUAUAAAACGUUACGCCUCUGUAUUUUUCAGUUAUUGUUAUUACUUAUUUCUUAUUAGUUUUGUGAAUUUAUUGCUAUACGAUAUUAAGAUGAACAAUAAAGUUUUUAAUAUUUUCAAUAUUAAUAAAAAAAAAAAUGAUGAAUGCGUAGUGCCCGUAGUGGUCAAAGAAACUUCCAUAGUAGAAGCUGAAGAGCCCGUAAUAGCACAGAAAAUACAGCCGAAUAGCCCUAAUGAUUUAGGUGAUAUUCACACCGGGCCAUACCGACCAAUAUUACAGGAUCUGUUUCAAAUUGAUACUGAUACAUUAAUGGCGGAAAUGACUGUUGCAAAAAAUGCUUUUCAAACUGUGUAUCAAGAUCAGGUAUUAGGUGAUCCAGAGCAAAUGAAAAGUAUCAUAAAUGAAGCUACUUUUCCAAAUCUAUACAAACUCCUUGGUGUUGCAUAUACUUUGCCAAUAAGUAGUGCAACUUGUGAAAGGUCAUUUUCUGCGAUGAGGCGAGUCAAAACAUGGUUACGGUCUACUAUGAUACAAGAACGGUUUUCAAAUUUAUCUAUCAUUCAUAUUGAGAGAGACAUAUCAAACAAUAUUAACAGUGAAGACAUUUUAAACGAUUUUUCAAGUGCUAACAAUAGAAAAAUACCGUUAAUUUAUUAAAAUGUUACCUACUAUAAAAAGUUGACUUGUUUUCUUUUUUCUUACUCUCAUAUUAGAGGUAAACAAAUUUAGUUAUAAUAAUAAUUAAUAUUACAUUUUUAAGAAACUAGUAAGAUACUAAUUACUAGUGGUUGCUAUAAAAUGUUGAGUAGAGUAUACCAUUUUUAUGAUGGUAUUUAUGGACUAGGGGGGGAUGGCACCCCAUGGGAUAUUUUAAGUUCAUAGGUUUGUUAGGAGGGCUGUAGCCCCCCCAUAAUUUUAACCCUAGUUGCGCCUAUGCUACAGACUAAAUAAAUAACCGGCCGAACACUAGAACAUGGCCUUAACCGGCCAAACCGAGACCGAAUGACAAGUCAAGACUAAUAUACCCACGCGUACGAUAUAUUAUUGUCUCCAUUUUACUGACGCACAUCAUCUAUGUUUUAUACUAACCCCUUAAUGAAGUUCAGCGGUUUCGAUUUUUUAUUGUUAUAAAUUAAAUAUUAGAGUGAAUUUGUCUAUUAUCAAACUUAAAGGUAAAAACAUUAUCUAUGUACCUAUUUAGUAUUUAGUAUUUUCAUUAGACGUAGACAACAUGUGUGAGUACGUCAUUUUAAUGCGUGAAAUACAAAAUCAACAACAAAAUUUCAAAAUCGAUUUUAGAUCAAGUCAACUGCAAUCCAAAAAUCAAUAAACUACAAAAUUAAAUUUUGUGAACUUGAAGAAAGAUAACAAAUGCAUAGGAUAUGUAGAUAGUACCAAUUGAUUAAUAUGAAUAUAUAAUCAAAAUACCUAAUAAACAGUAGAACAUCGAUUAUCCGAACUUCUAUUAUGUGAACUCUUCUCUAUUAUUCGAACGUCAAUACGCUUGAUGAAUUGAUGGUUGAGACUCGUUUGCGCACGGAAUUGUGAACAACGGAAUCCUGUUAAUAGGUAUAGUUUUGGGAGUACAAGUGUCUUAAAGUAUAACGAUUAUUUUCAAUCGUGGUAUCUCAUAAAUUUCUACCAUAAUGAACUUAUAUCAAUGCAGUCAAUAGGAAAAAAAUUAAGUGUAAAAAUAUUUAAAAGAAUACUCAAAAAAUGAUUCUGAAAUUGGAAUGUGACUUAAAUAUUUUUUCGGUUUACCUUAUUUAGACCCUAAUGACGUUCUAGACGCAUUUACUCAAAUAAUUUCAAGAGCUCCAUGUAACAUAAGUAUGGAUUUAUUAUAUACGAUAUACUACGGUAAUUUGGGGCCUUUAGUUAAAGUAAAUUUAAUUCCCGUGAAAAAAAAUUGAAUAUCUAAUUGCUUUUUUCAAAUUAAAUUAGUGUUAAAUCACUUAAAUCUAUGCGCAGUUUAGAUAUAAACAUGUUAGUUGACAAGUUUGCCUAUAAAAUGCUAGAAGAUCGUAGAAAUUUAAAUAAAAUAAUUCAGCAAAAUUUAGUUAUUUAUACAUUAAGUAAUAAUUGUGUAAUAUUAAAUAAAUAUUGUUAUUUUUUAUCAUAACAAAAUUUUAAUUAAAAUAAGUGAUUUACCUAUAUUAGAUUAAUGUUUUUAUACUAAUAUACCUACUUAAACAAUAUUUUAGGGGCCCAUUUUUGCGGAUGGCCCAAAUCUCUAUCUCGAUGUGCGUACCUAAAUAUUAUAAUGUGAUAAAUUUUUGAAAAAAUAUAAUCGUAAAUAUAAAAUAUGUAAAUGUUUUUAUUUAUAUAUAAUAAUGUAAUAAGUAAUAAUAUUCAAUUUAUUAACUAAAACAAUUUCUACUGUACCUACAAAUUAAAAGUUUUAAUUUUAUAGGUAUGGUGUUGGUAUAUUAAUAUCCUACUUAUUUGUGUUUGUAGUUGAAACUCUAAUAACCAAUUUUACUACCUAUAAUAGGAAUACACUUAACAUUAUUAAUACGUUAUAAAAAAAUUAACAUGUAUUUUUUUUCAUGU
Messenger RNA from Rhopalosiphum padi (bird cherry-oat aphid), 2790 nucleotides. RefSeq lists its product as uncharacterized. Lineage: Eukaryota; Metazoa; Arthropoda; Insecta; Hemiptera; Aphididae. Bases 328 to 894 code for a protein of 188 amino acids. The record is from RefSeq and is a predicted model, not a curated record. Gene Ontology annotation, molecular function: protein dimerization activity. The transcript is spliced from 2 exons.